This is a messenger RNA of Candidozyma duobushaemuli, 876 nucleotides long. RefSeq lists its product as uncharacterized. NCBI's taxonomy places the organism in Eukaryota, Fungi, Ascomycota, Pichiomycetes, Serinales, Metschnikowiaceae. The transcript has a single exon. The record is from RefSeq and is a predicted model, not a curated record. Bases 1 to 876 code for a protein of 291 amino acids.
AUGACACUUCCACACAAACACCAUGACGAAAUCGCCGACGUGGGCUUCACGAUCGUGAGAGGCUUCCUCCUGCCUGAUGAGGUUGAAACCUAUAAGAAGGCCUCAUUGGACGUUGUUCAAUAUGCCAGAGACGGCAAUUGGCCUCAUGUUCGUACCAGAGGAAAACAGUUUCCGCCAUGGCCUAAGAACUUCAGUCCAGACAUUUGGGGUGUCACGGGUCUUUUGCACCCGGAACUCAAGGAUAUGUCGAAACCUUUCCAGACAUUAUACUCGGACCAGCGUCUUUUGAGUAUGGCACUGGACAUUUUGCAGACACCCACUGACAACUUGUGCAUGGAGUUGUUCAAUAUGUUGAUCAAUCCUCUCACUGACUUUGGUCUUGAUUGGCACAGAGACUAUAUUAAGCCUGAGGCGCUGCCGGAACAGGAGGCUGAUGAGCUCCUCACGGCUCCAUAUGCUGGAACCCAAUUUAACCUAGCAUUGACCAAUGACCUGUGCUUGAUUGUGGUGCCUGGAUCUCAUAAGCGAAUCAGAACAGAGGAGGAGAGAGAAAAGACUACCAAUGACGACAGAAAAGAGCAUAUCACUGGUCAGAUCUCCGUGGACCUCAAACCAGGUGACAUUGUGUUCUACAACAGUAACAUUUUGCACCGUGCGACGUACCUGGCCAAGGAGCUCCGUUUGACGUUGCAUGGUUCGUAUGGACAUUGUGACGAGGGCCACUUCCGUGCCAAAGGUGUGCUUCAACAUGGUGUAGCUGAAUGGCUUCCCAAGUUUGAGCCUGUGAACGAGAACAUGACGAUGUUGAGAGACAAAUUGGCCAAAUUGGCGGAACAGUUUAAGGGCGCUGAUUUAGGUUACUCCUUGGAUGGUUGA